AUGUGUACCGGUUCGGCACCUGCUCCUAUAUCCAGCAAGGCUGGCAAGCGGAAGGCUUUCCAGCCCUGCGAUGACAUCGACCCCUCCUUAAAGUUGGUACGGUCUGCGUCUGCCAACCUUGCGAAGCAAACUGGGCGUCCCCGUGCCGUCGCGCGGGCCGCCCUCGAUGCGCUCGGCGAGGACCGUGACCAAGCUUGUCGUCUCCUACUCUCUGGCCUGGCUCUGGCAGUCUUAGACAGCGAGCCUUGCGAGGUGGAACUCCUGGCCCAGGGGAUCCCUGUCUGGCUAAAGGAAGAGGGUGACGAAUCGAGAUCGACAGUCCUCAGCGUAGGUGCUUUUGAAGGUUGUUUCUUGCUUCGUGUACAGAAAGGUCGCCAGGAGCCUUUGCGGCUUUUCGCUCUGGAGCCGGUGGACGUUUGCCUGGUGUCAGCUCCGGGGCUCAUUGUGGAGGAGGCAUGGGCCGAGCUGGAAUACACAGAGGCGCCAGCCGUGGAAGGCCUCGAGAAGGACGAGAACGAGGAGCAGCCCAAGCAGGCACAGGAGAAGCGGCCCAAGCAAGCUCAGCAGGAUGUCGUUUUUGUCUUCGAGAACCUGAAGCAGAACGACCUGCUCCGCCAAAGGCGCUACAAGAAAGCUGCCGAGCAGUGGACAAGGACGGCCCCAACGCAUGUCCAGAGCGUGCCCAGCCGGCCGCGCAACCUCAAAGCAUGGCUCACGCUUCGCGUUGGCGUCGGUCAGUUCAUGUUGGGCGAGUCUGUGGGUGGCAUGGUGCAGGACUCCCGCAUAUCACGGAUCAAGGAGUGCUGGGUGCAAGAGGAGGGAAAUGCUGGACGAACGUCUCCGCAGCUGUUUCAGCUCAACGAAACUUUGCGUCGUCGAGCCUUCGCACCCAUGUUUUUCGACUACGAAGAGCUGGAGAGGCGGCUCGCGACCGAGGAGUCGCACCAGUAUUUCGAUUGGGAGCUCCUUGAAACGCAGCUCAUGCAGGAGGCCGACGAGCAGUUGGACGACCUGAGUUGCAUCGGUCCCAGCGCGUUGGCACAUUCGUUGGCCGAGAUGGAGGAUCGUCUCGACAAAGAGCGAGACGACGAUCUGUUCAACCUUCAGACGUUCGGCGAGGACUGCAGUUGGUCCUUCGAGGAGGCCUCACUCCUGGAGGUGGAAGGAUUGUCCGGUUCGGGUGGGGCCAAUGGAGGGAAGGCGGAGGGGGGAGAUCUCGAGUUUGUGGCCAUCAAAGAGGUGGCAUACCAAAAUCACAAGACGAGGGAGAUCAACCUCCUGAAAAGCAUCACGCACUCUUGCGUCGUUUCUCUGCUUGACAGCGACCUGGCGUCAAGUCAGCAAUUCUGCUUCGUCGAACCUGGCGAAGGCGACGCCAAAGUUCUGUGCAUGGUUUUGGAAUACUUGCCCCAGAACCUUCAUCAGAAGAUCGGUGUCGAGGAUGUUCGCUGUUUUUCGUUCCAACUCCUUCGGGCGCUGGCACACUUAGAUGGAACACGCAUCGUCCAUCGCGAUCUGAAGCCUGAGAACAUCCUGCUCGAUCCGGGCUCCCGUGCGGUCCGAGUUGCUGACUUCGGUUCGGCCAAGGACUGGUGGUCCUGCGGCUGCAUCACAGCCGAGAUGAUGCUUGGGCGUCCUCUCUUCACUGGCGAGUCAAGUUGGGGGCAGAUGUACGCCGCUCUUCCUGGUCUUAACCUGGUCAAUGAGCUCGAGUACAUGGGCUACCCACUUCGGAUCUUCGAUGACUACAUGCUUCUGUUCGAUGCUGACUACAUGGAUGGGUCUCACCUGCGUGCCGGCGGUGAUUGCCGACUGGCCGGGCACUUUGCAAAGCUGGCGGAGCUCGAGCGACCUGCAUCCGCCUGGGAGGAGCUCCUCCCGGCCUUCGCAGAGGAGCGUCAGGCUCUCGAGCUCCCGGAGUCUCUGUUGAGCUUCGACCCGGCGAAGCGCUUGCAUCCGGCGGUGGCCAUGAGGAGCAGCUUUUUUCAGCACCUGGCUGAUGAUCCAAACCCGCUGCCGCCGAACCUCGUGGAUUACAGUGAAGAAGAGUUGAGCACUUGCGACACUAUGGCAAAGAAGAAGCUCUGGGCUCUGCGGCACAUGGUCCAGGCCCGCAGCCCGUUCAUCGACACGGAGAGUGUCGGAAAGAGGGCUGGGUAUGAGGAGGAGGAGAGCCGAGACGCAAAGCGCCGGCGAGUGGGUGACAGGCCCGUCGACGACCUGAGCGACAUUCCAUGA
Symbiodinium sp. CCMP2592 is the source of this 2238-nucleotide messenger RNA. The record is from the annotation of a GenBank genome assembly. Lineage: Eukaryota; Dinophyceae; Suessiales; Symbiodiniaceae.